AGAGGAACUUGAUUUAAAUCUGUACAUUGCCCAAGGCAAGGAGCAGAGGGCAUGGAUAAAGAGAAGUCUCAGCAGAAGGCUCUGAAGCAAACUAAGCAGAAGAAAUCCAAGUCGGCUGAAUUUCUGAUGGCUGAAGAGGGCAGAGAUGCUGCAGCAGGCACUGGGAACCCAGCCUUUAACAUGAGCAGUCCGGAUCUCUCAGCAUAUCAGACUUCAGAAAAAGAAGUGAUUAGAGAUGACAUGUCGGAUCGCACCCUUGCAACUCACCAAGGAAAACUUAAGCUGCUUGCCUUUGCUGAACCAAAAGGAAAUGAAUACAGCAGAAAUUACUUUGACCCACUGAUGGAAGAGGAAAUAAACCCAAGGCAGUGUGGGAUGGAGGUCAGCAGAGAGGUUUGUUUCAUGACUAAAGCAGAGAAAGCAGAAUCAGAAGUGGAAAAUACAGCUGACCUUUCAGAGAAAGAUGCAAAGAAUAUUUCUGCAUCAAUGGAUGACCAAGAUUGUCCUUCUUUCUCCCAUAACACAGCUGGAAGCAUUGCCAAUAAAAUGAGUCUUUGUGCUACAGACUACGAUCCCAGUCUCCAUAAAGAAGACUAUGAAUUACCCUCCAAGGAACAUGGCCUGACUGAUCAUCCCACAAAGAAAAAAUUAAUGUUUGGGAAAACUAAAGAAAUUGAAGAUUAUUCACAGGGAAUGUCUUAUUUGGAAGAACUAGAGAAGCACAGAUACUCAGUAUGCUGCUCAUCUGUUGCUGAGGACACGGGCUCUGGAAAAUUCUCUGGACAUGUCUAUUUUGUGCUGGUGUCAGUGUUUUCAGAACUUCAAUUAGCUAGAUGGCGAAGCCAGGGCUGCUGGUUCAUUUUCCUGCUGAUGGCUGCUGUCUGGUUCCUGAGACUUUACUUGCAUUACCUUGGCCAGUGGCUUUUCCUCGAGGCCAUUUCAACACCUGUUACCAAGUUUGAUUUCUACUCUUACACGGUUGAGCUUUGCUACCCAGCUUCUUCACUUCACAUCAGUGAGGAGUUGCCUGUGGUUGUGAUGGGGCCUCUAACACUGAAUGUAGUCAUGCUUCUUUUGGUCCUGAUCAGAUGGGGCUGUCAGAUGCUGUUUAACAGUUGCCCUGAUGUCUUGUCAAAAGUAAUCAUGGCCAUGGGACUCUGGACACUUCUCGACCCAUUGGCAGUGUUUAUAGUGGAUGCGAUCUUGGGGCGGCUUACACAUAAUGGGGAUGCACCUGUAGCUGAUGCAGUAAAACUCUACUGGGCAUUUAUAAGAACCAAUCAGCCAGAAAUUCUCGGUGUAAUAAUCACAGUGCUAGUCCACAUCCUCCUGUUCAUCAUUUCUUCUUUGAGUUUUUACGUGUUUUGUAUCAGGUUGCACAGUGAUUCUUGGGUCUUGGAUACAUUUCAGCGCAUCCACAGUGAAGAAAGCAAGUUCUUCAUACCAUAUGACUUGGAAAUUUCCAAUCAGGAGCUAAGCUUUAUAGUGAAAAAGUCUGAACAGUGGAGAGGCAUCAAUGGUGAAAGAAGAAAGGUGGCAGUGUAUGAUUACAUCUGGAACAGACAUGGCAUCGAGUCCAGUGUCUCCAGUGGUGAUCUCCAACACCAAAAUGAAACGUAUAUGUCUGUGCUUGGUCCAGGAGAUGUUACUUCUCACAUAUCUGUAUACACCAUUUAUCCCAGUGGCUUCCAAGAGCUCUACCGCCAUUUUCUCAGACUCCCUGGAGGUGCCAUUGUUGAGGUGUUUGGUGAUAUCAGUGGCAUAAAGUAUGUCCACAGUGACGUGGCCACAGCUAUUCAGAAGCACAUAAAUGAAAUGGACACUGUACUUCGGGACUCUUUUGAUGGUAAUACAAGACAAAUUAAAAUUCCUUUAAAAUUAAAAUCUCCUUUCCCCAUGGAAAUUGCUGCUCUAACGAAAGAAUGGGUUUAA
This is a messenger RNA of Elephantulus edwardii (Cape elephant shrew), 1932 nucleotides long. RefSeq lists its product as uncharacterized. The record is from RefSeq and is a predicted model, not a curated record. Lineage: Eukaryota; Metazoa; Chordata; Mammalia; Macroscelidea; Macroscelididae. Gene Ontology annotation, cellular component: perinuclear region of cytoplasm. Bases 52 to 1932 code for a protein of 626 amino acids. The transcript is spliced from 15 exons.